Messenger RNA from Otolemur garnettii (small-eared galago), 3004 nucleotides. It is a transcript of the gene RNPEPL1, whose product is annotated as arginyl aminopeptidase like 1. The coding region runs from base 1 to 2199 and encodes 732 amino acids. Gene Ontology annotation, biological process: proteolysis. NCBI's taxonomy places the organism in Eukaryota, Metazoa, Chordata, Mammalia, Primates, Galagidae. The record is from RefSeq and is a predicted model, not a curated record. The transcript has 11 exons. Gene Ontology annotation, molecular function: metalloaminopeptidase activity; zinc ion binding.
AUGGCCGCGCAGUGCUGCUGCCGCAAGGCGCCCGGCACCGAGGCCGCGCCCGCCCGACCGCCUCCCGAGCCACCACCCGCCCUGGACGUGGCCUCGGCCUCCAGCGCGCAGCUCUUCCGCCUCCGCCACCUGCAGCUGGGCCUGGAGCUGCGGCCCGAGGCGCGCGAACUGGCCGGCUGCCUGGUGCUCGAGCUGUGCGCGCUGCGGCCCGCGCCCCGCGCGCUCGUGCUCGACGCGCACCCGGCCCUGCGCCUGCACUCGGCCGCCUUCCGUCGCGCCCCCGCCGCCUCCGAGACGCCUUGCGCUUUCGCCUUCCCCGCCCUCGGGCCAGGACCCGCGCCACCGCCCCCGCUGCCAGCCUUCCCUGAGGCGCCGGGCGCCGAGCCUGCCUGCUGCCCGCUGGCCUUCAGGCUAGACCCGUUUACCGACUACGGCUCCUCACUCACGGUCACGCUGCCGCCUGAGCUGCAGGCGCACCAGCCCUUCCAAGUCAUCCUGCGCUACACCUCGACCGACGCCCCCGCCAUCUGGUGGCUGGAGCCUGAGCUGACCUACGGCUGUGCCAAGCCCUUUGUCUUCACCCAGGGCCACUCCGUGUGCAACCGCUCCUUCUUCCCGUGCUUCGACACGCCUGCCGUGAAGAGCACCUACUCAGCUGUUGUCAAGGCCCCCUCAGGGGUGCAGGUGCUGAUGAGCGCCACCCAGAGUGCCUACGUGGAGGAGGAGGGCAUCUUCCGCUUCCACAUGGAGCACCCCGUGCCCGCCUACCUCGUGGCCCUGGUGGCCGGAGACCUCAAGCCAGCAGACAUCGGGCCCAGGAGCCGAGUGUGGGCUGAGCCAUGCCUCCUACCCACGGCCACCAGCAAGCUGUCAGGUGUGGUGGAGCAGUGGCUGAGUGCAGCUGAGCGGCUAUACGGGCCCUACAUGUGGGGCAGGUAUGACAUUGUCUUCCUGCCGCCAUCGUUCCCCAUUGUGGCCAUGGAGAACCCCUGCCUCACUUUCAUCAUCUCCUCCAUCUUGGAGAGCGACGAGUUCCUUGUCAUCGACGUCAUCCAUGAGGUGGCCCACAGCUGGUUCGGCAACGCGGUCACUAACGCCACAUGGGAGGAGAUGUGGUUGAGUGAGGGCCUAGCCACCUACGCCCAGCGUCGCAUCACCACCGAGACCUAUGGUGCUGCUUUUACCUGUCUGGAGACAGCCUUCCGCCUGGAUGCCCUGCACAGGCAGAUGAAGCUUCUCGGAGAAGACAGCCCAGUCAGCAAGUUGCAGGUCAAGCUUGAGCCAGGAGUGAAUCCCAGCCACCUGAUGAACCUGUUCACCUACGAGAAGGGCUACUGCUUUGUGUACUACCUGUCACAGCUCUGCGGAGACCCACAGCGCUUUGAUGACUUCCUCCGAGCCUACGUGGAGAAGUACAAGUUCAGCAGUGUGGUGGCCCAGGACCUGCUGGACUCCUUCUUGAGCUUCUUCCCAGAGCUGAAGGAGCAAAGUGUGGACUGCCGGGCAGGGCUGGAGUUUGAGCGCUGGCUCAAUGCAACGGGCCCACCACUGGCCGAGCCAGACCUGUCUCAGGGAUCUAGCCUGACGCGACCGGUUGAGGCCCUCUUCCAGAUGUGGACCGCAGAGCCCCUGGACCAGGCAGCUGCCUCGGCCAGUGCCAUUGACAUCUCCAAGUGGAGGACCUUCCAAACGGCUCUCUUCCUGGACCGGCUCCUGGAUGGGUCCCCACUGCCACAGGAGGUGGUGACAAGCCUGUCCAAGUGCUACUCGUCCCUGCUGGACUCCAUGAACGCCGAGAUCCGCAUCCGCUGGCUGCAGAUCGUGGUCCGCAACGACUACUACCCUGACCUGCACCGCGUGCGGCGCUUCCUGGAGAGCCAGAUGUCCCGCAUGUACACCAUCCCACUGUAUGAGGACCUCUGCACCGGCGCCCUCAAGUCCUUCGCUCUGGAGGUCUUCUACCAGACACAGGGCCGGCUACACCCCAACUUGCGCAGGACCAUCCAGCAGAUCCUGUCCCAGGGCCUGGGCCCUAGCACUGAGCCCAGUGCAGAGUCAAGGACAGAGCCCAGCACGGAGCAGGCCAGGGCUGGAGUGGACACGGAUGCAGAUGUGGACUCAGGCUCACCAGCCCUGCUGCUAGGGGAUGAGGCCCCUGGCAGCGCCAUCUCUCUCAGGGACGUCAACGUGUCUGCCUAGCCCUGUUGGGCUGACCCUCGACCCCCCAGACACCAUGAUUGUGCCUUCUGUGGUCCGGGCUUGCCUUGACUGUGCCUCAGCUCUGGCCAUGAGCUCUGCCCGGCCCAUGAGCCCCUCCCGUGGGCUCUCCCAGGCUGGGAGUGUGGGGAGAGGGGCCUCUUUGUGUCUAGCAGAGGCCCAUGUUCCUUGGCCCACUCCCCACCCAGCUCUCUUGCACUGCAGGCUCGGAGCUGGCCCGCACACGCCACGCCUCCAGUCUUCACACUGACAGCCAUGCCUAGCCCCAGAUGCCAGUACCUGGCAGGUGCUGCCCCUGGGGGCAGUGACCCCCACAGCCCAAAAGUGGCUACCACACUGUGCCUUACAUGUGCCGGAAGGCCUAGGCUAUGCCAUCCCUGCAGCAUGUCUCCUGGUAGGGCCCUGAGCUACCCCUCCCCACAGAGCCCUGCACCCUGACCCUGGGGCUGACAGCCUCAGUUGGCCCCUGGCAGAGACAAGGACACAGACAUUCCCUCAGUGUGAGAGCAGGGGUCACAGGGAGAGGAAGGAUGUCCCUGGAGAGGGCCCCCCAUCUCACAGAAUACCUUAGCCCCUCAGAGAAAGUGGGGCCUUGGGACCUGGCGGGGGAGGUGUGGCUUCCUUGGGUGGGGGACACACAGCACAGCAAUACCCAGGGACAGGUGGAGGUGGUGCUGGUGCUCAUCAGGCACCUGCUGGGAGAGGUGGCCAGGGCCAGGGUCUCCAGCCUGGGACUGCUGUGAUGGGACACCAUGGGGAUUGUCCCAUUAAACUUCUGCUCAGCAAG